GGAAAAGCCAGCACGUCCUUCUCGUCCGAAAACAUUCGCAGAAUUUCCACAACGCUAACAACGGUCACCAACCAUGUCAUCGGGCAACCCUGUUUUGUGCAGCUUAAAGUGCAGCAACCACAUCAAGGUUGUACGCACAGCAAGAGCCAAGUUGACCGGUUGCCCACGAUGCAAGGCAUCGCUUUCGACAGAUUGCUCAAAACGAACAUUUCUCUCGCGCGUAGGCCAGGAGUGGGACGUACCGUCUGCAGACACAGCGAGCGUAUUACACGUCGGCAUCACUGACUCAACAGGCAAGGUGUGGAACUUUGAUUCAAAGGGGUUGUUCCAGGAAGACUCUGGAUGGGAUAAGUGCAUCAUCCUCGAUCUUGGCAUCGAGGGGCCGAAGGUUGAUUCCACAUUAGCAAGCGAAACAGAACACUGGCGCCGAGCCUCCCCAGCCUAUCAUGCCACAGCCAACAACUGCUUCGAUUACAUUGUGCAAAUACUCAACAAGCUCGCUUUCAACGGCACGUCCACCUGGACCAAGGUGUCCUUGUGCAGUGUUGCGUUGAAUGAAUGCGUGGCCUUGGCAGAGGCAUCGCAGCGCUGCCGCGACUUGAUACAACGCGCCAAUGGCUGGCUCCUUCACGAGGCGUUCACGGCCUUCAGUUGCACCAUUCAUCUUGGGGAGUCGGGAGAACACGUUCAGUUUGAGCAUGACACCUGUCCGGUCUGUUUUCCGUACUUGGAAGCACGCCUUCGCAUCGCCAAGGCGUUCUUCCGUGGGCUCAAGGACGAGAGCGCUGACACAGACGACACACACGAAACAGACGUGUGGCAGCAAGACGACGAGGAUGACAUGUUCGCCCAUGACGAUCAAGCAGGCAGCGCAGACGCGUGGAUGUGA
This is a messenger RNA of Salpingoeca rosetta, 889 nucleotides long. RefSeq lists its product as uncharacterized. NCBI's taxonomy places the organism in Eukaryota, Choanoflagellata, Craspedida, Salpingoecidae. The transcript is spliced from 9 exons. The record is from RefSeq and is a predicted model, not a curated record. The coding region runs from base 74 to 889 and encodes 271 amino acids.